AAUACCUCACUGGAAGCCAGCGACCGGCACAAAGUGUCGGUCAGCUGACAUUGACACAGACGUGACUACAGAUCCAGAGCGAAAAGCACAAUGGAUCCACUCUCAAUUUUUGCGCUAAUUUUUAGUUGUAUUCCCGUUUUAUUAUUGGUAUUUGUCUGUGGGUUUGUUUUAUAUCUAGAGAAGAAACUUGGACUGAUCUAUCAACGAAUACACAAGGCUGACCCCACCUCCAAACGGCAUGGGGGCGAGUUGGUAGCUGAGACAUUGAAGGCCCAUGGUGUUCCCUUCAUGUUCACAUUGUGUGGAGGCCAUAUCUCACCUGUCAAUGUGGCAGCAGAUAAGCUUGGCAUACGCAUCAUAGAUACCAGGCAUGAGGCCUCGGCUGUUUUUGCAGCAGAUGCAGUCGCCCGCCUCUCUGGCAAAAUUGGGGUUGCCAUAGUGACGGCCGGUCCUGGAUUGACCAACACCAUCACAGCUGUCAAGAAUGCCCAGAUGGCAGAGUCACCGGUGCUUUUGAUGGGCGGUGCAGCAGCAACAAUGCUCAAAGGUCGCGGGGCACUGCAGGAUAUAGACCAGAUGUCUCUUUUCAAGCCACUCUGUAAGUUCUGUGCUAGUAUAUGUUGCGUGCGGGACAUUGUGCCUACACUACGUAAGGCCAUUGCUGAGGCCCAGUCUGACACACCAGGCCCAGUGUUUGUAGAACUCCCAAUUGAUGUCCUGUAUAGUUACGACCUCGUCAAGAAAGAGCUGGGUACCAGCGGCAGUAAAGCUGGCAUCCUAGCCAGCAUUGUCUCAUUUUUUCCCCUGAAUCAUGUAGACAGGUCAUCUUUAUUAACGUUGUCAUCUUUGUGAUUUGCUGUGAUUGCUCUUUCAGUUCAAAAAGCUGUGGAGCUAGUAAGCAUGGCAAAGAAACCUGUCAUUGUCCUGGGUAGCCAAGUCACUCUCCCUCCAACACCAGUAGAAGAUGUCCGCAAAGCUCUGGAGGCAAUGGGUAUCCCUUGUUUCUUGGGAGGAAUGGCCAGAGGCAUGCUGGGUAAAAACAGCCCCUAUCACAUCCGACAGCGCAGACGGGAUGCACUAAGGGAUGCCGAUGUCGUUAUACUAGCAGGCACUGUUUGCGACUUCCGGCUGUCUUAUGGACGCCAUCUCAGUCGUCGGUCCAAAAUCAUUGCUGUCAACCGCAACAAGUCUCAACUUCUGAAGAACUCUGACAUGAUCUGGACCCCAACCCUGGCAAUCCAGGGUGACCCUGGCACCUUCCUAGCCUCCUUACAGAAGGCUCUAGGGGCAUACAAGUGUGACCCAGAAUGGCCCCGUGUCUUGAAACUACGUGAUGAGGAGAAAGAACAGGCCAAUACUGGCAAAUCCAAUGCUCCAGUCAACCACUUCCUGAAUCCAUUGAAGGUGCUUCAUAUCAUGGAGGACUGUCUAGAUGACAACAGCAUAUUGGUGGCUGAUGGCGGGGACUUUGUGGGCAGUGCUGCCUAUAUCCUGAGACCUCGUGGCCCUCUGACAUGGCUGGAUCCUGGAGCCUUUGGCACUCUUGGAGUUGGGGGAGGCUUUGCCCUUGGAGCCAAGCUGUGCCGUCCAGAGUCAGAGGUUUGGAUUGUGUACGGUGAUGGCACUCUGGGGUAUACAGUGGCUGAGUUUGACACCUUUGAGAGGCAUGGGGCACCAGUGAUAGCCGUUGUUGGCAACGAUGCUUCCUGGAUGCAGAUUGAGCGUGGACAGAUUCCUAUCUUUGGUUCGUCCGUUGGAUGCCAGUUGGCGUUCCGUGACUAUGAGAAGGUGGCUGAGGGCUACGGAGGCAAGGGAUUCCGUCUGAGCGAGGAGAGCCCAGAGCAAAUCCAGGAAGUUUUUCAGGAAGCCAAGAAGCUAUGCAAGGAAGGCAAGCCGGUCCUUAUCAACUGUCUAAUAGGCAAGACCGACUUCCGUGAUGGCUCCAUCUCUGUCUAGACUCUAGGUAUUUAUGAUGUCAAGCAUUUCAAAGGAAGAAUAUUAACUUGCUCUUGAAAGUUUCAGUUAGGGUUUUUCCCCACAAAAACAAGUGUAUUAGCCGGAUAUGCAAGCACUUUGUCCCGAUACGCACAAAAAAUGGCCCAUCAUAAUUUCCCCUCCCUGACAUGUUUAAAAGUCAACCUCCCUGCUUAAUAGGAAGUGACCCCUAGGGUAUGGUGAGUGGGUCAUCAUGUUGUUUAUUAAAAUUUAGGGCCAAAGUAUUUUAGAGAAUGAAGUUUUGUUUCUUUCAGGGAAUAUUGAUGCCAUCACAUGCAGCAAGUAAAAUGAAUCCCUUCCAAGUCGUUGUAUGAAAACGCCUUUCUUAAUCAUCCCAGAAACAAGUUCAAAUACACCAGAGAGCACCUUGUUCAACUUACCAAAUGUGGCAAUCCAGUGCCGUAGCUUCAUAAGUCCUUGAAAACAAAUUAAAAUCCCCUUAAUUUGAUGUACAUGUAAAAACUCAAAGGAGAGUUCAGAGUUGUAUUAAGAAUGCAGUUGCCAUGUAAUAUUUCCAGAGUGGUUAGCUAUUGAUUCAGCUGUCCUCUUCCUGACGGUAGAGAUGAAUUUCAGUAUUUUCCAGAGUCAUAACUCUUUAUACAAUGUACACGUAAAGCCAAUGAUUUGUAGUGAGAUCCUUGUUGGCACUGUAGUCGGUAAGAACUCAUAUUGUCAUGCAUAGCUCUGUGUAAUCCAGAUCCUCCAAUAUCCAACAUGUGAUAAGGGCUCUACUGUCACAGAGCUUGUGAGCUUAAAAAUUGGCUUAGCACAUACAUGCACAUGCAUUUUUCUUGGCACAGGCAGGUUACCAGUGAAACGUUUGGUAAUGCAUUAUGUUUCUGACUGGUUACCAGCAUUUUUUUUUGGUUUUUAACAUUUAUUUGUUGCUCAGCAGCGCUGUGACUUUCUGCUAUAAACUUUGAUUAGCUGAGAUUGAAUCAGGGCUGUCAGUUUCACCCCACUCUCACUUGACAUGAAUUUACAAAAUGCCAGGUAUCGCAGGAAUCAGGAUGAUUUCAAGAUGAACAUGUCCAGAGAAAUAGAAUUAGAGGCUGAUCUGAACAAAGCCCUGAAAAAGAUUGAUGUAAGCUUCAGUGAAUUCAAAUUUUUUGCACACAUAUACAUGUGACCUUUAAUGAUUAUCAGCGCCAAUGAUCUGUAAUGCUCCUAUUUCAUUGUACAUGUAAUCUUUCUGGCUCCCCAGAGAGCUAGGGUUAACACCCCCCCAUAAAAAAAGAUGGACUUGUCACUGAUUUAAACUUGUCAGUUGUUGUCAUCAUUUGCUUUAUUACGGUCUAAUAGUGGAAUUUAUCAGUGUAAUGGUCCAGGUAUUUUUAAAGUGCUCACAUGGGGUCAGCUUCAUUUGGCAAAUGUCUUCUAAUUAUAUUUUAUGUAAUAUUCAUAAUGUAGUCAUUUAUAAAUAUCUUAGACAGUUUCCCUAUUCAACAGUGCAAAAUAUGAGCGUGUAUUAACAAUUGAUACUGCCCACUGAGAUUUGAUAAUGCCUGCUCUGUGAGACUUUGCUGGCACCUGGAUACGAGACAGUGUAACCCAUCCUUAUUGGUCAAGAGUCUGCGUGUGAUGCAGCACAGAGAACCUGCUUCGUGCGCACCAAGUCCAUAUAAGGAGAUUCUUCUGGACUACUUGCACAAGAAAUAUACCAUAAAAUUGAUGGGGGUGUUCAGGAAAAUGAAAGUAAAAUUCGUGAACAAAUUCCUUGUAUAUUGAUCGUAUAUUGACUUCUUUUGAUUCUCCGACUAAAUCAGUAUUUAUGAAUAGGAAUAAAUAUGUGCUUUGACAGUCUUUAAUUAAUGUUUAAGACCGGCUCAGGAGACUGAAUGAUGAUAAUGCCCAAGCUGCACGUUCUUUCUCCUGAACCAGUCUUAAAUGCACAUUGAAGAGCGGUCGAGCGCACCUGCAGUGUCUAAUCCAGUCUUGUCACAUCAGCUCAGCGCACCAAUGCAUCAACAGUAGCAUGAUAAGAGGAGUCCUUCAAACCAUUUUGAAAAAAUUUUCCUCCCACAAAAUAUAAAGAGGAAUGGAUGUCUGCACAAGAAAUGAUUAGAUUGGAAGUCAGAGUGUGAAAAGUACUUUUUAAUUACUUUCUGUUACUUUUUCUUAGGUGAGUGGAGAGGGCCACUUUACAAACAAUUUAGUCUUAAUUGCUGAGCGUCAUUAUGUGGCAAGUGUCUGUAAGAGAGUUAAGUGGGUUGGUUGCAAUAAUAACUUGACAGUGUACUCCUAUUGUUGUCAUUUUGAAAAAAAGACUAGAGUUCCGUUCAUUGUGACUUAUUUUCCCCCAAAGGAAACUUGGCAUCUACAUGUAUAAAGAGCUCCAGCUAUUACCGAUGCUGCAUAGACACGGGCUAUUGCAGUUUUUGUUGUAACAGUCAAUUAAAGUAACUACAGUCGAACACAGAUAAAAGCAGCACUGUUAAUACAAGGUCAUAUUUAUAACAAGAACAAUUUCAGGUCCCAAUUCUUCUUGUUUUUUUCCAUUAUUGAUAAUAUAAGGUAACUAUUAUAACAAGGUAACUUGUGACGUCCCUGGGACCGUCUUAUAACAGUGUUCCACUGUACUGCUUUUUGCCUUGGAGAGAAAAUACUAUCAUUCACUCAGGCAUGACUAGAUGCAUAAAAAAUUCUAGGCUUGUUGGAUUUCUCUCCUUACACUUACAGUAUUACAAUGUCUUAUUAUUUUUUAUAGUUUUUACUGAAGUUGACGGACUAACAGAUAUGGAGUGAAAAGCAAGUAGCUUCAGCACUGGCACUUACCAGGUUAUCACACGUAUCAGGAAUCUGAAUAGUACCAAUGGGCAGGCCAUCCAUUUAGAAACAUCACAGCUUGUGUUGGCAAUAGAAGUAUUAAACAGCUAAACGAAUUCCACAUGUUCUGCUCUGAAGUUUGAGUGCAAAGUUUUUCCAGAUUUGGUGAUGGUUAGGUAACAGUUGUGGGAUAUUUAUUAUUCCUGUGAGAUUCAUUGAGAUCGCAGUAUUAAAUGUCUGUGGUCCUCCUCAUACAUAGCUUUGUUUCUGUUGAUUAGCUUGUAGGGGAUCAUAACCGAAGUGUUGCCCAUGUCAAAUCUUGGCUCCGGUUGGAGUUUUUGUUUUUACGCAGUUUUGUCAAGCAAAUGGAUGAUUUCGUGCCCCAGUAUUUCCUGUUUAUUUUUAAAAUUGUCAUGGAUUGACUCGCUCACUGUCAGGUAACGGGAUCAGAAUAGUUUACGAAUAGUCCAAGCCUUUGAUAGGACUUGAAGUCUCGUCUUGCCAACUACAUGUAAGCGUGGAUGGGAGAGCACAAUUGGGGCGUGCAAAUGGUUUGAAACAUAAUGAGGGAAGUGUGAUUUUCUGGUCUUUUUCAUUUCUCUUCCGUUUAAACCUGUGUACAAAGCACCAAACUGUGGGAUCAACCCUCAGAAAGGCCAUAAAAGGUUCCAUUUAAAAAUCCGAAAGGUUUGCCACGGCCAACGAUUUAAGCCUCCCGAAAAUUUGAUUCUUGAUCCGCUCUUGACCGUUAUGUGUACUGACAUCGCAUGUAAAAGGAGGUAUUUUUUGUGUGGGACAGCUCUGCUCGGACGGAACAUAUAGCAAGCUUUUUUUGUCACAAAAUGUCUGAUUACGACUUCUUAGGAUGCUACAAUCGUGUCCCGGAAUUUUAAUUAAUUUUAAUUAAGUGAAGUACCGGUACAUUAAGUUUUACUCGCAUUGCAAUGCAACUUAAGAUUUUUAACAAUUCCAAAUUUUAAUGGUUUGAAAUUCACUUACAUUUGCUUAAAUCAACGCGUUUGUAGAAGCCAUGUUUCCCGUGGCUGUUUGCACUCUUAGUUGAGUGGCCUUGGGGAUGGUCAUGUAGUGGUUUAUAUGAUAUUAAAAAUUUCUGAAAGAAAAACAA
Acanthaster planci (crown-of-thorns starfish) is the source of this 5887-nucleotide messenger RNA. RefSeq names its product ilvB acetolactate synthase like (gene ilvbl). Gene Ontology annotation, molecular function: acetolactate synthase activity; thiamine pyrophosphate binding; flavin adenine dinucleotide binding. Gene Ontology annotation, biological process: L-valine biosynthetic process. The record is from RefSeq and is a predicted model, not a curated record. Gene Ontology annotation, cellular component: acetolactate synthase complex. NCBI's taxonomy places the organism in Eukaryota, Metazoa, Echinodermata, Asteroidea, Valvatida, Acanthasteridae.